Molecule: messenger RNA, 1197 nt
Organism: Lactuca virosa
Lineage: Eukaryota; Viridiplantae; Streptophyta; Magnoliopsida; Asterales; Asteraceae
Source: the annotation of a GenBank genome assembly
AUGAAACGCAGAUUAUCAUUAGAUACAGGCCAGAUUGUGAUUCGUGGAGGCAAAAAAGAAGGAAUGAUGGUAGAAGAUAGAUUGAGCAGCUUGCCAGAUGAGCUUAUUCAUAAGAUUCUGUUUUGUUAUGACAUGAAAUUUGCUGUUCAGACAUGUUUGUUGUCAUCAAGAUGGAAGCUUGUCUGGACAUCGUUGCCCUGUCUCAACUUCUCAAGUCGGCAGUUUCAUAGACUAGAUAAGUUUGCCAAAUUUGUGACUCAUGUCCUGUCUCAACGCAACCAUCAAAUAGAAGUGUCUACCGUAAAGCUACGUUUCCAUGCAGGAGUUAAUCAGGAUUUUGUGAGAAAGAUUGCAGAAUAUGCCUUCUCUCACAAUGUCCAACAACUAACUGUCUUUGGUCCGUCCUCAUGCCGCCAUGUUUACCCUUCUUGCCUAUUUAGCUCUCAGUCUCUUAAGCAUUUCACAUUCACUUGCAUUAGUUAUACGCGACUUCUCAUUACAACUGAAGCACCUUUGGAUUUUCCAUCUUUAACAACUUUGAAUCUUUGUAAUAUCAUAUUGUCGGGUGAUGUUUUCUCCAAGUGCCUAAACUUAAAGAAUCUCACUUUAGAAGAUUUCUAUGUCAAGGAUAUGGAAGUAUGUGACAUCAUUACCCCUCAACUUUCUAAUCUCAAGAUUAUCGAUGGUCGUUGUUCAAAAUCCAUCAAUGUGAUUGCACCUCAACUUCAGAAUCUUACUGUAAUUAAUUGCUCAAUCGGGUACUUGAACGCUCCACCAAUACUUUCGUCUUUCUGCUACACGUUUCAGCUGUGGCCUUGUAGGCUUGUGCAAUUCUCUAAUGAUCGGUUUCAUUCACUAAAUAAAGUGACGAUCUACUUGUCUAAGUCUAAAGAUUAUCCAACCGUGCUAUAUAAGGAGGAAGAUGCUCGCAUGAUUAUUAACAUGCUUCAACACAUCCAUAGUGUCAAAUAUCUUACACUUGACGCAGACACUAUUGAGUGUAUUUCCUCAUUUCCAGAUUUGUUAUCGCAGCAUUCUUCACCCUUUAGCAACUUGAUUUGCUUGACUAUAGACUACAGUAAGAAGAAGGAUGCAUUGAUAGUAACAAUGUCUAGUGAAGCUAGAAACUUCUUCCUCGAGAACUCUCCAAGCGCCACUUUUACCAUGAAAUUACCCAAGGUUCAUAGUAGAAGAUGA